AUGGAGUCAACGUUGAAACUUUCCAUCAAUACCGAAAAAUGGUUAUUCACGUAUGACCAAUGGAUGAAUACACCUAGCAGAAAGCAAGGGCUAGAUGCAGAAAAAGAGCUGAAGUACCGCCAGGAAUCAGCGAGCUUGAUCUCCGACGCUGGUCAGGUCCUGAAGCUCUCAAUGGGGCUAAUAAACAGUGCUGUGGUUUACAUGCAUCGGUUUUACAUGUAUCAUUCAAUCUUAAAGUUUCAUCGAUACACCACAGCUUGUACUGCGCUGUAUUUAGCAGCGAAAGUUGGAAACGAUUUUCGAAAAUACGAACACGUGUAUGCUGCUUGCAUAAAGUUCUUUGAUGAAAGUGGUGUAUCUGUCGAGGCCAUUAAGGAAUGGAAAAUGGAUCAAGAAAAUAUCUUUUUUGAUGAGACAAUAAUGCUCCAAACUUUGGGCUUUGAAGUAGACAUCGAACUGCCUCAUACUCACAUCAUCAAGUGCCUGGUUUUGAUAAACGCUGAUAAAAAUCCAGAUAUUAGCAAGACGUCUUAUCUUCUGGCGACCCAGUUAAUACAGCUGACGACUUUUAGUAUUCACUUUGAGUCCUCGGUGAUUGCUUGCAUCGCUAUUUACAUUACUCUAAAGUGGACCAACUGGGAGAUUCAUCUCAGCAGCGAGGGCAAAGAGUGGUUCUCGUAUGUUGAAUCUACUGUGACUAUCGAAUUGAUGGACCAAGCGGUCGAAGUCUUCCUGGACAUCUAUCGAGAGUCUCCCUGCAGAAUGAGGAGGACAUUUGACGCCAUUUAUGAAAAGUACAAUAAUACUUUAUACCCAAAAGAAAUUCUACUUCAAGAAUACAUGAAGAGAAAACCUUCAGACAAUUCAGCAACCAGAAUUCCUAUGGAUUUGCCGCUUCCGAAAUUUUCUGUUGAAUUUCAGACUUCUCUUUCAAUGGCAGCUAAAAAGUGUCCUGUAAUACGAAAACGAAAACACUUUAGUUAA
Messenger RNA from Cotesia congregata, 984 nucleotides. Lineage: Eukaryota; Metazoa; Arthropoda; Insecta; Hymenoptera; Braconidae. The record is from the annotation of a GenBank genome assembly.